Tremella mesenterica DSM 1558 is the source of this 2838-nucleotide messenger RNA. RefSeq lists its product as uncharacterized. The record is from RefSeq and is a predicted model, not a curated record. The annotation marks the transcript as partial. The transcript has 13 exons. NCBI's taxonomy places the organism in Eukaryota, Fungi, Basidiomycota, Tremellomycetes, Tremellales, Tremellaceae.
AGUCUCAGUAAGGAAGAGCUAGUAAUCGUCAACAAGCGAUUCGAUCUAAUGUCCGAUCUUGAGCUCAGCGAAUAUCUCUCACUCUUCGGUUCUUCCCAAUCAUCCGCCCAACCCUCUGCUUCACAUUCACCACAUCCUUCACUUGAUCCCGCCUCUCUGACCCCUAAAAAUUCAUCCCAGUCGAGUCCGUCUCAAAUCAUAGACGAUCCGGACAGUAAAACACCACUCUUCCCUCCCUCCCCUCCUGGUCACGUCAAGCCCGAGAUGGCCGAUCAUCCUUUGCGAGUGUUGAGUAGAGCCAUCCGAGAGUUACAAGAGGAGAUCGCCCGGUUGGAAGAAGAGAAUCAGGUUCUUCGUUCAGCCCACCCUCAUCCGACAUCCCGCCGAACCAAGUCUCCUUUGCUCUCUCACACAUCUACCCUCCCCACUGCUUCACCUCCCGUAACUCAUGCGCCCUUGCCUGAUCCAGACCCCAUGUCGACCCCUGUGGCACAAGGAAAGAAGAACAACCGCACAUCAUGGACAUCUGGUCUAUGGGUCUGGAGUAAUGGAAAACCUCGUCGACCUCGCAAAGGGAGUAUAGGAUCAAUCGCCUCCUUCGGUCUGGGCAUAGGAAGUCCAGCGCCGGCUGGGGUACCAGAGGAGAACGAAGCUCCCGAGGAAGAGGAUGAGUACGCUUGGCGUAAAGGUGACGGGGGAAGCUCACCAGCUUUCAAAGCAAUCUUCCUGGCGACGCGAAUCAUUACCCCUGACCCUUCUUCUAUCCUCGUACCGACCAGUGUCUCGUCAAAAUCUCUCAUCGCCUACCUGGCUCAUUCACUCGUCUCCAACGCUCGUGAUGAAGGUAUAGUGGCUCGUGAACCUCCCGGGCGUCGGCAAUCACGAGAUCUAUCACGUAGUCGAGCUACUUCUAUCGCCAGCCAGCUUUCUCCCGAUCUGGCCAAUGCUACUCCAACCCGCGAACGAGGAUAUGGAGACCAGGCGCUUGCUGCCACAGCUUCUCUUGGACGUACACUCCUGUCGUCUGUCUCCACCGCUACUAUGCGGGCUAGAGCCAUGGGUGAAGACAUCGGUCGACCAUCCCUGCUGAGCAGGGCGAGUCAUAGUAGAUCUUUGCCAACAGUGACCUCACUUGCGGCUCCUCAGCUUUCCGACAGCUCUCCCUUAGUCCAAACGUCACCGAAUGCAGAGAUCCCACCACCAUCAGUGGAACUUUCAUCGAUCGUCCCUGAUGAUGCGCGUCCACCUACGAUGGUACUCUCGAGACAAAAUUUAGGUUCUUUCUUCCAAUCGACCAAGCUUAAGACAGCUACGAGGUUUGACAAUGGGGAAACACCCUUAACGGAUCGGUACGGUUUCAUAUACGACAUUCAGCACGCAAGCAUGCUCAAGGACGCCAGCGCCGCAGGAGCUGUAGCUCCUGCCUCCUUGACCGGCAACGUACUUUCGACCGAAGAAGGUUGGGUCCGUCGUCGCAAAGACGUAGAUUCGAGGUCGGAGUCCUCUCCUAGACCAUCGUUCGAUUCUACCAGAUCAGAACAACCGUCCCCUCGGAUGUCCCUCGAUGUUCCUCUCGCCUCUCCAACCUCAGCCCAAAUACCAGCUGUAUCUCGAUCAUCCAUUGACCGUGGCCGUACAGUCCCACCUCCUAGCCUCGUCAUUAAUCCUACGGCACCAAUAACCGCCAAAGAAUCUCUCACAGUUUCCACUAGAGGCUCAACCUCUCUUCACUCCACUGCUACAUCCACACCUCUGACAACCGCUACCACGUCCACUACCAUGCGACCUGUUGAUAGUAGGCGUACCGUCUCUUCUCUCCUCGAUAGACUCACAGAUAUGCACGAUGCUCAACAGAAGGAACGAACAGCCGAAUGGGAUGCGUUUUUACGCAAACGAUCAAAAUCCCGCUCGCAGCUCCCCAAUGGGACCAAGACGUCAGGCACUUUGUCAGAAGAUUUAAGAUGGGGCUCGGGCUUGAUAGGUCUGUCACAGAUGGGUUUGGCAAAAGAUGGACAAGAAGACUGGAAAGCCUUUGCCGCGCUGGUAAGGAAAGGUAUUCCAUUGGCAUAUCGAAGCGACAUAUGGGCCGAAUGUUCAGGAGCCAAAGAUUUGAUGGUGCCGGGUGAAUAUAGGGAAAUACUCAAGGUGCACGAAGGAGAUGUGGGACCUUUUGACAAAGAGAUCGAGAAAGAUGUAGGGAGGACUUUUCCUGGAAAUGUUUUCUUUGGUGGAGACGGACCUGGCGUGGCCAAACUACGUAGAGUACUGAUUGCUUAUUCUUGGCAUAAUCCUUCCGUCGGCUAUUGUCAAGGAAUGAAUAUGCUUGCUGCUACUCUCCUUCUGACGCAUUCGGAUGAAGAACAAGCAUACUGGGUGUUACUGUCCAUCAUCGAACGACUUCUCCCCACAGAUUUCUUCGCUCCUUCUCUACUGGCUUCAAGAGCGGAUCAAGCCGUCCUCUCCGACCUAGUGGCGUUACAUCUUCCAAAAGUUGACGAAAAGCUAUCGGAAGUCGGUCUGGACCUUGCCAGUCUGACAUUUGGCUGGUUCUUGAGUUUAUUCACAGACUGUUUACCUGUUGAGACGCUUUUCAGAGUGUGGGACGUUUUCUUCGUAGAAGGACAUGCGUCCCUGUUUCGAAUCGCCAUCGCUAUACUCAGGUUGGCCGAACCCGACAUUCUGGCCAGCGAGGACGUCUCGGGUCUUUUCGCCGCUGUCAACGCGAACACUGCACGUUUAUGGGGUGCGGAUAAGUUGAUCCAUCUACAACACGCGAUCAAAUCAGUGGUCAAAAAUCAAGACAUCGCCGCGCGAUGUCACGAAAAGGUCGUUGAGCUU